CAGUACCAGUAUUGAUGGUCAUGCGCUGAAUUACUCCCGAUACCAAAUUUCAGAUCGACCUUAUUUUCAUGGCCCAGACUAUGUGCCAGCCGUGAUUCAUAUUUUCUUCAUCUCAUUACUACAAUGGCUGCACCGUCUGAAGAGUUCUCGGUCAAUGCCAACGAGGCUGUACAUGUCGCGAUCGUUCAGCCUGGACCCGAUGGCCAAUUGAGUACUCGUCAUGACUUCCACCCUAAGUUCACAUAUCCCAUCGUAGGCGAGGCAGAACAGAUCUUCGGAUACAAAGGACUGGACGUCGAAAUCCAAUUCGCAGCGCACGAUCUUCGCCCACACAUCAAGGUCUCCUACAGUAAGAAAUUCAGCACGGUCGGGACUACAAGCGCUCUCGAUCUCAACGCGACCUUUGGCAACUUUCUCCCGCCCGUCGCAUUUGAAUCAGAUUUUGAAAAGUUCGUACAGAAUGACGAGCAGGCUGCAAAAUGGACCCCUCCUGGGACUUGCGUAAAGAAAUACUCAAGAGGUGGGCGAAAUUUUGAGGUGUGGGCAGGAUCUCUGCUCGACCUCCCCAUGCGAACACUGGUGGACAAUAUUCAAAUCUUGAUAGUCUUCUUUAUUGAAGGAGGGCAGUUCAUCAAUCUCGAUGAUGUAGACUGGACAUUAGACCGCUGGAGGGUGUAUCUCACGUACGAAAAGCAGUCCAAGUCUACGACCCCGACAGCAUCACCAUACUCAUUCGUUGGCUAUGCAACGACCUAUCGCUUUUACAGGUUCCUGAAACCCAAAGACGGCAGUUCAGCAUUCACCUUUCCGCCAACGGAGACAAUCACUCCAAAUCAACUGUCGUCGCGCCUUCGGAUAUCACAAUUCUUAAUCACACCUCCCUACCAGAGUGGUGGCCAUGGAUCGGCUUUGUACCAAGCAAUCUAUGCAGAGGUUAUGGCCGACCCAACGGUAUUGGAGAUGACGGUGGAAGAUCCGAGCGAAGAAUUCGACAAACUGCGAGAUAUGAAUGAUUUCGAUGUGCUCGAACCACAAUUUCAAGCUUCAGAGAUCAAAAUCAACUCCUCCCCAUUCGCAGCUCUCGACCGUGGCCGGAUAAAGUCAGUUCCUACGGCAAAGCUUCUUCCAUUGACUACCUUACAAACAAUCCGAGUGAAGAACAAAAUUGCUAGCAGACAAUUCGCGCGUAUGGCCGAAAUGUUUUUGUUAGCCCAGAUCCCCCAUUCUCAUCGAGCCGCUGGAGGUGCGUCCUUGACGAGCUUGAAGGUUAAAGGCGCUCGAGCUCAAAAUCCGGCCGAUCGGAAUUAUUUCUGGUGGCGUCUCCUGCUAAAGCAACGAAUCAUGAAGAAGAACAAGGAUAUUCUCAUGCAAGUCCCUCUUGAGGAACGGAUCCCCCAGAUUGAGGACAGUGCUCGAGGACAGGAGGACGAGUAUGAAGGAUUGAUCCUCUCAUACGCACUGCGAAGAGAUAAGCAGAUGAACCAGAGUAACAAUGGCGAGGUAGAAGGCCCGGCAGCACCACGCAAGAGGAAGAUGGUCGUGUCUGACGAGGAGGAUGAAGAUGACGACGUCAGUAUGACUUCGAAGAAAGCCAAAGCCUGAUCUUUUGCGCUUUCAAACCCCGGGCUCCAUUUGCCUUGUCGGCAUAGCGCUUGAUAGGCGUCGAAGAUGACAUGACCUUUCUUAACAUCGGAUUGCAUCAGCUGCCAACAGAUGAGGGACCCAGAUAGUUGGUAGCCAGCCAUAUCGAUACGAAAGGCGAGAUGAGGCUUGGAUCGACCUCGUGACACACUGUGUUCACCUUCCCAGAGUAGUU
Molecule: messenger RNA, 1816 nt
Organism: Exophiala oligosperma
Lineage: Eukaryota; Fungi; Ascomycota; Eurotiomycetes; Chaetothyriales; Herpotrichiellaceae
Exons: 2
Coding region: 124-1602 (492 amino acids)
Biological process (GO): subtelomeric heterochromatin formation
Cellular component (GO): nucleus
Molecular function (GO): histone H4 acetyltransferase activity
Source: RefSeq, a predicted model, not a curated record